AUGAAUUGGGGAACUGAGCUUUGGGAUCAAUACGAUAACUUAGCCGCCCACACCCACAAGGGGAUAGAGUUCCUAGAUAAAUAUGGCAACUUUGUCAAGGAACGAUGUGCUAUAGAACUGGAAUACGCGGGGAAAUUAAGGAGACUUGUAAAAAACUAUCAACCCAAAAGAAAAGAAGAAGAUGAAUACCAGUAUACACCGUGCAAAGCAUUCAAAAAGUUACUUCAAGAACUGGGAGACUUCGCGGGCCAACGCGAAGUUGUAGCGGAGAAUUUACAGUCGAACGUCGUACGAGAGUUGCACUUGCUCGCCAAAGAGUUACGUGAAGAAAGGAAGCAACAUUUGAACGAGGGUGCAAAACAAAUGGCUGUGUUGAACACGGCCGCCGGUGCGCUGGAGCGCGCGCGGAGGGCAUACGAGCGUGCAGCCAGAGAGUCGGAGCGGGCACUCGAAGCCUUCCAGAAGGCGGACGCGGACUUCAACCUCAGUCGGGCAGAGGUCGAGAAACAGAAGACUAAUAUGAAACUAAGAAGUCAGGCGUGCGAAGAUGCGAAACAAGAAUAUAUGGACCAGCUCAGGAAAACGAACGAAGCUCAAAGACAACACUAUGAACAAAGGCUGCCCCACGUCUUCAAACAGUUACAGGACCUAGACGAGAAGAGAAUAAAGAAUAUAAAAAAUUUCAUGUUAAGUUCCGUGGAUGUCGAGAGGAAGGUAUUCCCCAUUAUAAUGCAGUGCCUAGACGGGAUGGAACACGCUGCUAAUAGUAUUAAUGAAAAAGAUGACACACAGUUAGUGAUAGAAAGGUACAAAUCGGGUUUCUUGCCGCCCGAAGAUUACCGAUUCGAACCGGCGACGGGCGCGGACGCAACAGAUUCUGCGCCGGCGCAUCCCACACACAACCACCUCACGGCUGCGCGGGGCACCGUCUCGGGCAACAGAAUCAAGAAGAGGGGUGGACUGCUUUCAAUAUUCAGCUCCAAUAAGAAUAACAUGUCGAUGGACGGAAAGGAGGAUUAUUCAGACUUACCACCGAAUCAGAAGAAGAAGAAGCUUCAAGCGAAAGUUAUGGAAUUAAACAAACAGGUUGCCCAAGAGCAAGCUGCAAUGGAAGGGCUUAUGAAAAUGAAAGGUGUUUAUGAGACGAACCCCACCCUAGGCGAUCCUAUGACUGUUGAAGGUCAACUGAACGAGUGUUGUGAUAAAUUGAAGAAAUUAAAAGAGCAAUUGCGCAAGUACGAAGUGUUGCUGGCGGAAGCGAACAACCAAGUGUGUGCGCCGCCCAUACAUCCUGCAGCCAGAACCAACGGAGCCGCCCCGAAUCAAGCUACUAGUAUCGGCUCGAACAGUGAAUCUCUAUCUCGGUCAGCAUCCGAGUCGUCUGUGAGUACCGGAGGAUGCGCGGGCGCCGGUAGUACGGCCGCCGGGAGCCGCGCAGCCGGUGGCUCACCAGAAUCAGGACUGGGCGGGGAGCUCGCCGCCGCACACACUGACCACCAUGACCACAAUAAUGACCACCACGACCACGACCAUGACCAUGACCACGACCACGACAAUGAUCACGAAUCGGACUUCGAUUACUACUACGAACCUGACCUGCAACCGCUUGGUUAUUGCAAAGCGCUUUAUGCUUUUGAAGCAAACGGCACGGGUUCAACAAUGAGAAUGGAGUGCGGCGAGAGGCUCCUGGUGCUCGAGACUGAUGCGGGCGAUGGGUGGACCCGGGUGAGGCGCCAUCACACGCGUGAAGAGGGCUUCGUGCCGACUACGUACAUUGCCACCACGCUCUACGCGGAUGCGCAUGCGCACUAG
Leptosia nina is the source of this 1812-nucleotide messenger RNA. NCBI's taxonomy places the organism in Eukaryota, Metazoa, Arthropoda, Insecta, Lepidoptera, Pieridae. The record is from the annotation of a GenBank genome assembly.